Glycine soja is the source of this 2347-nucleotide messenger RNA. RefSeq names its product branched-chain-amino-acid aminotransferase-like protein 2. NCBI's taxonomy places the organism in Eukaryota, Viridiplantae, Streptophyta, Magnoliopsida, Fabales, Fabaceae. The record is from RefSeq and is a predicted model, not a curated record. Gene Ontology annotation, biological process: carboxylic acid metabolic process. Gene Ontology annotation, molecular function: catalytic activity. Bases 482 to 2140 code for a protein of 552 amino acids. The transcript has 20 exons.
UUGCAGCGCCAUAGUCUUCUCUUCAACUUCAAUGCAGAACACACCUUUCUUCUGUUUCUUGUUGUUACUGCAUUUUCAGAACACAAUGGAAAUGGAAUGGCCUCUCUCUCUCUCUCUCUACCAGUGCCACUCCUUCGUUUACUUUUCCUCACUCAUUCUUCAAAAACUCCCUUCCAAAUCCGCUUCACGUGUUCACAAACAACACCAAGAUAACAUUAUUGAUGAAUCACGAUUCAUGAGUCGUAGCUCGCGCGUGAUCCACUUUUUUUUUUAAAAAAAAACGUUCCGAAAAGUAAUAGUAUUAAUUAUAAUAUUAAUAUUAAUAAAAAGCGAGACUGAGAUACGCGCCAGCCAGGUGUAGAGUAGAGGAUCACGAUGCUGAUUGUGAAUUUAUUAUAUUACUAUUCUCUGAAAUGAAGCUUAUCAAAUUGGAUUACUAUAAGAAUUGAAUUUGAGGAUCGAGGAAGGUGUUUUGGCGGAAAUGGAGGUCAUUCACUUAUGGUCUGCUCCAAGGUCCCUCAGUACCACUGUCAUGUAUUCUUUCGCUCAGAGGGAUGACAUUGAAGUGCUUGAUGAGCCACUCUAUGCUAAUUUCCUUCGAGUCACUGCUGUUCAUAGACCCUACAAGGAGGAACUACUCUCCAAAAUGGAAUCUGAUGGAAAUAAGGUUGUUAAGGACAUAAUUUACCGUCCAGGAAACAGCAAGUAUAGAUUCUGCAAGCACAUGUCGAAACAGAGGAUACUGGGUUUGCCGGAGGAUCUAAUGAAGAAAGGAAAGCACUUCAUUCUGAUAAGAAAUCCUCUUGACAUAUUGCCAUCCUUUGAUGAGGUUGUCCCUCCUUCUUUUUUUGAGUUGGGAUUGGCAGAGCUAGUUUGUAUCUACAAUGAACUUUGUGAGAUUGGAAAACCACCACCUGUUGUUGAUGCUGCAGAACUUCAGCAAGAUCCUGAGGCUACUUUACGGGCUCUUUGCAAUGAUUUGGAGAUUCCUUUUCAACCUGCAAUGCUCAAUUGGGAAGCAGGUCCAAAACCAAUAGAUGGCUUAUGGGCCCCUUGGUGGUAUAAAACUGUACACAAAUCUACUGGCUUUAAGGAAGAAAACAAGUAUCCUCAGCCAUUUCCCUUUUCUCUCUACAACUUGUUGGAGCAAAGUCUACCCCUGUAUAAUAUGCUUCGGCGCCAUGUGAAGAAGAAGCCAUCCCUUCUAGGCACUCCCUUACCUACUCCUGAUCUUCCAGUUCCUGCAAAUGAGAAAUUGCUUGCCUGGGUUGGUAAUGAGAUUGUACCACGUGAGAGUGCAAAGGUUUCUGUGUUUGAUUCAGUUGUCCAAGGAGGUGACUCAGUUUGGGAGGGUCUUCGAGUGUAUAAUGGAAAGAUAUUUAAGCUUGAGGAACAUCUAGACAGGAUGUUUGAUUCAGCAAAAGCUUUGGCUUUCGAGAAUGUUCCAACUCGAGAUAAGAUUAAGGAAGCUAUUUUCAAAACCCUGAUUAGGAAUGGAAUGUUUGACAAUUCCCACAUUCGACUUUCUCUAACACGAGGAAAGAAGGUUACUUCUGGGAUGAGCCCUACAUUAAAUCUAUAUGGAUGCACAUUAAUUGUGCUUGCUGAAUGGAAGCCCCCUGUUUAUGAUAAUGAGCACGGCAUAGUUCUUGUAACUGCUACAACACGCCGUAAUUCCCCAAAUAAUUUGGAUUCAAAGAUUCAUCACAAUAACCUCCUCAAUAACAUACUUGCAAAGAUUGAAGGUAAUAAUGCAAAAGCAGAUGAUGCAAUCAUGCUUGACAAAGAUGGUUAUGUAUCUGAAACCAAUGCAACAAACAUGUUCAUAGUUAAAAGGGGGGCUGUUUUGACACCACAUGCUGAUUACUGUCUUCCUGGCAUUACUAGAGCAACUGUAAUGGAUCUUGUGGUGAAGGAGCAGUUUAUCUUAGAAGAGCGAAGAAUCAGCCUGUCAGAAGUGCAUACCGCAGAUGAGAUAUGGACAACAGGAACAAUGGGAGAACUAAGCCCAGUGGUGAAGGUCGAUGGCCGCAUAAUUGGUAAUGGAAAAGUAGGGCCGGUAACUAGACAGUUGCAAGCUGCUUAUAGAAAGUUGACAGAACAGUUGGGUGUACCUAUAUCGAACUACCUCGAGGCUUGAAAGGUGGAACUUGGAAGUGAGCGAAAAUUGCUGGUGUGCUAUUCCUGAAAGCAACCAAUCUUAGCUUUUUUCUCUCAUCCAAAAUAAAAAUGUACUACAGUAUUAUUUUAAGAGUCGUGGUAUUAUUUUAAAGACAGUGAUUAAGAAAUUUGUGCAUAAUUUUUUUUAUUAAAAAUGACAGUGAAGACAUAUUGGUAAUCUUUUCCA